AUGAAACAAGAAGGUAGAAGAGGGAUAAAAAGAGAAAAGAUGAAGGAGAAAAGGGAGAGAACAACGCAUCCUCAGCCAUCUUCAUCUGCCAGGAGAGAUGUAAAAAGAACAGCACAACCAGCCGAUAAACCUGAUCUGAGUGCCCUCACAAGCGUGAUGGACUACGGUCUCGACUCGUAUGCCUUUGGCCCACGGGAAACACAAAUCAAACCGCACGGCCAGCAAGUGUGCAGCAGCCACCACCAGCCCGACGACACAUCUUCUGACCCUGGGGGAUCUGCAUCAGCAUCUGCCCCCACACAGCAGGCAGCCUUAGAGCCUGAGGCCGACACACCAGGAGGUGCUACUGGGUCGGGUCACACCUACGACAUGAGACAAGACCGCAAACCUCCUGUCUGCUACCCAAACAUCAGUGAUCCGAUGGUUGAAGUUAUGGGCCCGGAUGGAGGAAACCUGGUUUUCAGGGCCUGGACACCACAGAACAUUGAAGAGGAUGCUAAGUCUCUUCCUGAUCCCACCCUGUGUGGUGAGAAUUUUGUCGCUGCUUUCACUGACUUCUGCAAGGAACUGCGUCCAACAGGUGCUGAGAUUUGCAGGGUUCUCGCACGCAAACUAACAGCAACUGAUUUGGCAAAGAUUUAUGACAAGCUGCCUGGAGAUCAUGUGGACAAUUAGGAGUUCUUAAAUGCUGUCAGCAGCCUGGGGGAGGAAAUUAAGAAGGCUUUCCCCGCAAGAAUCAACAUGUCAAGCAUUUACACCUGCAAAGGCUGACGAGUUCACUGACGAGUCCACUGACGUGUCACACGCCACAGUGGACAGUCAAGGCCUUCUACACUGGGGUUAGAUGGCAACGUCACUGUUUGGGAAACCCUGGUUUGUGAUGCGGUCAUUAACGGACUUCUCCCACAAGUUGCCAAGCCAUUUAAAGCAGCCUACGUGGGGUGGGCUGAGCAACCAAAACUGUCUGAGGUCUGGAAACACACCAGACAUGCGGCCAGUCAGGUGGAUGAGCAAAGAAGAGCAAAGAAGGACAAGACUGAUAAAGAACUACAUCUGGCUGCAGUCUCCACGUACCAGUACAUUGGUCAAAGGGGAAGAGGCCGAGGGAAACCCUGGCCAGAACGCCAGGGAGGAUGUCUGUCAUCAGUGUGGGAAAAGAGGCCAUUGGCGGAGAGAUUGUCUACUUGGUAAGGGUCA
Fundulus heteroclitus (mummichog) is the source of this 1197-nucleotide messenger RNA. RefSeq lists its product as uncharacterized. The transcript has 2 exons. The record is from RefSeq and is a predicted model, not a curated record. NCBI's taxonomy places the organism in Eukaryota, Metazoa, Chordata, Actinopteri, Cyprinodontiformes, Fundulidae. The coding region runs from base 1 to 675 and encodes 224 amino acids.